Molecule: messenger RNA, 772 nt
Organism: Ceratitis capitata (Mediterranean fruit fly)
Lineage: Eukaryota; Metazoa; Arthropoda; Insecta; Diptera; Tephritidae
Gene: LSm3
Product: U6 snRNA-associated Sm-like protein LSm3
Exons: 3
Coding region: 369-674 (101 amino acids)
Biological process (GO): mRNA splicing, via spliceosome; P-body assembly
Cellular component (GO): catalytic step 2 spliceosome; U4/U6 x U5 tri-snRNP complex; precatalytic spliceosome
Molecular function (GO): RNA binding
Source: RefSeq, a predicted model, not a curated record
UUAAAAUUGUAUUUGUAGUUAGAAAGGGUUGGUAAAAUACUUAGUUAACAGGUAUUCAAGUUAUAGUACAAACAUGCAUUCAAUUACGCACUUUUAUUCCUUAUGUUUGCCUGUUAAAUAUUAUAUAUUUUACAACUAUCGUAAAUAUUUGAUCAGUAAUAAUUUUAUUUAUUUGUUUUGUUGGCCUUUGUGCAAGUUUGUUUUACCAGCUUGUGGCCCAGCUGAUUUGCUUUUUCUCUUUUGACAAUCCGUUUGACAUUUGAUAAACGUCAAAGUUUACUUUGCGCGUUAAAGCAUUAUUUUGCAUAAGUGCUUAAUAAUUUUUAAUUAAACUAUUUUGCCGUAUAAAAAGUAAAUACUCUUGAUCAAUGGCCGCUGAGGAAGAACAAAUACAAGUGCUGCCGGUCAAGGAGCCGCUGGACUUGAUUAGAUUGAGUUUGGAUGAGAAAGUUUAUGUUAAAAUGCGCAAUGAGCGGGAAUUGCGUGGACGACUACAUGCCUUCGAUCAACAUUUGAAUAUGGUACUAGGCGAUGCUGAAGAAACAGUAACCACUGUGGAAAUUGAUGAAGAAACUUAUGAAGAAGUUUAUAAAACGACAAAGCGUACAAUUCCCAUGCUGUUUGUGCGUGGCGAUGGCGUAAUUUUGGUAUCACCACCUAUGAGAGUGGGUUAAAGCGAAAAUAAUAUUUACAAUAAAUAUUUUUGUAAUGAAUAGAUUGUAAUGUAAUACCGUAACGAAAUAAAUUAUGAAAGUUUGAAAUUUGGAAAUUA